Messenger RNA from Fukomys damarensis (Damara mole-rat), 6382 nucleotides. RefSeq names its product matrix metallopeptidase 16 (gene Mmp16). Gene Ontology annotation, molecular function: zinc ion binding; metalloendopeptidase activity. The record is from RefSeq and is a predicted model, not a curated record. Gene Ontology annotation, biological process: skeletal system development; extracellular matrix organization; collagen catabolic process. Bases 205 to 2028 code for a protein of 607 amino acids. Gene Ontology annotation, cellular component: extracellular matrix. NCBI's taxonomy places the organism in Eukaryota, Metazoa, Chordata, Mammalia, Rodentia, Bathyergidae. The transcript is spliced from 10 exons.
CGCCGCCGCUCCUCGGGGCUGCCGAGCUCGGCCCCGUCUCUGCCCCUGCCCGGCCGCGGGUGAACCUGCAGGCUCCUUGCCCACCCGGAGGACUUCUUUUUUUUCUUUUUUUUCUUUUUCUUUUUUAAGGAAACAAGGGAGGGAGGGAGAGGGAAAGGGAGAGAACGAAGGGGAGCUCGUCCAUCCGUUGAAGCACAGUUCACUAUGAUCUUACUCGCCUUCAGCACUGGAAGACGGGUGGAUUUCGUGCAUCACUCGGGGGUGUUUUUCUUGCAAACCUUGCUUUGGAUUGUGUGUGCUACAGUCUGCGGAACGGAGCAGUAUUUCAAUGUGGAGGUUUGGUUACAAAAGUACGGCUACCUUCCACCAACUGACCCCAGAAUGUCGGUGCUGCGCUCUGCAGAGACCAUGCAGUCCGCCCUAGCGGCCAUGCAGCAGUUCUAUGGCAUUAACAUGACAGGAAAAGUGGACAGAAACACAAUUGACUGGAUGAAGAAACCUCGAUGUGGUGUCCCUGAUCAGACAAGAGGUAGCUCCAAAUUUAAUAUUCGUCGAAAGCGGUAUGCAUUAACAGGACAGAAGUGGCAGCACAAACACAUCACGUACAGUAUAAAGAACGUAACUCCAAAGGUAGGAGACCCUGAGACCCGUAAAGCUAUUCGCCGUGCCUUUGAUGUGUGGCAGAAUGUAACACCUCUGACAUUUGAAGAAGUUCCCUACAGUGAAUUAGAAAAUGGCAAACGUGAUGUGGAUAUCACCAUCAUCUUUGCAUCUGGCUUUCACGGAGACAGUUCUCCCUUCGAUGGGGAGGGAGGAUUUUUGGCACAUGCCUAUUUCCCUGGACCGGGAAUCGGAGGAGACACUCAUUUUGACUCCGAUGAGCCGUGGACACUAGGAAAUCCUAAUCAUGAUGGAAAUGACUUAUUUCUGGUAGCAGUUCACGAAUUGGGACAUGCUUUGGGCCUGGAGCAUUCCAAUGACCCUACUGCCAUCAUGGCUCCGUUUUACCAGUACAUGGAAACAGACAACUUCAAACUUCCUAAUGAUGAUUUGCAGGGCAUUCAGAAGAUAUAUGGUCCACCUGACAAGAUCCCUCCACCUACAAGACCUCUACCAACAGUGCCCCCACACCGCUCCAUUCCUCCAGUGGACCCGAGGAGAAAUGACAGGCCGAAGCCUCCUCGGCCUCCCACCGGCAGACCUGCCUACCCUGGAGCCAAGCCCAACAUCUGUGACGGGAACUUUAACACGCUAGCUAUUCUUCGCCGUGAGAUGUUUGUUUUCAAGGACCAGUGGUUUUGGCGAGUGAGAAACAACAGGGUGAUGGAUGGAUACCCCAUGCAGAUUACUUAUUUCUGGCGGGGCUUGCCUCCUAGUAUUGAUGCAGUGUAUGAAAAUAGUGACGGGAAUUUUGUCUUCUUUAAAGGCAACAAAUUCUGGGUGUUCAAGGACACAACUUUGCAACCUGGUUACCCUCAUGACUUGAUUACUCUUGGAAGCGGAAUCCCUCCUCAUGGUAUUGACUCGGCCAUUUGGUGGGAAGAUGUUGGGAAAACCUACUUCUUCAAAGGGGACAGGUAUUGGCGAUAUAGUGAAGAAAUGAAAACCAUGGACCCUGGCUAUCCCAAGCCAAUCACAGUCUGGAAAGGAAUCCCUGAAUCUCCUCAGGGAGCUUUUGUGCACAAAGAAAAUGGCUUUACAUAUUUCUACAAAGGAAAGGAGUAUUGGAAAUUCAACAACCAGAUACUCAAGGUAGAACCUGGAUAUCCAAGAUCCAUCCUCAAGGAUUUUAUGGGUUGUGACGGACCAACAGACAGAGAUAGAGAAGGACACAGCCCACCAGACGAUGUAGACAUUGUCAUCAAACUGGACAACACAGCCAGCACUGUGAAAGCCAUAGCUAUUGUCAUUCCCUGCAUCUUGGCCUUAUGCCUCCUUGUAUUGGUUUACACUGUGUUCCAGUUCAAGAGGAAAGGAACACCCCGCCACAUACUGUACUGUAAACGCUCUAUGCAAGAGUGGGUGUGAUGUAGGGUUUUUUUUUUUCUUUCUUUCUUUUCCAGAAGUUUGUGGUAACUUGAGAUUCAAGACAAGAGCUGUUAUGCUGUUUCCUAGCUAGGAGCAGGCUUGUGGCAGCCUGAUUCGGGGCUGACCUUCCAAACCAGAGGGUUGCUGGUCCUGCACAUGAGUGGAGACACACUCAUGGGGAAGAUUCCAUGAUGCACAGUAUCUGCUGUUCUUCAGUCCUUUGUCUUUCUUUGUCAUGCAGUUCUAGGCCUUUCCUCUGCACGUUCAAUGCCCAGUAAGAUUUCAGGAUUACUUAAAGAAGAGGAAUAAAAAAGAAGAAAAGAUGCUUCUUAAACGUUUUUAAUAUUAUUUACCUUCUGAAGUCUGAGCCCAUUUCUGGGAGAGAAAAAAUAAAAAGAAGCAAAACAGAAAACACAUUUUUUUUUUUUUUUUUGCUUUAAACAAAGGAAAAAAAAAAAUUCCGCAUUUGAACUUUCAGGAAAGUGUGAAGACCCAAAACAGCUUUGUCUCCAAAGAAGAUAGCUCUGUGACUGCUAUGGAUAGUCUCCCACGCAUCCCUUUGUCAGGUGGGAGACCUGGAAUGCACAUGCAGGACUUCAGACUGUUGGGACAGCCAUUUUCCAACAAACAAGGGGCCAAAAUAUCUGCAAUAUAGUAACAGCCUUAAUAAUACAUCCAUUUUUCAUUUUCUACAGCUGUUCUCAGCUAUGUCCUCACUGUUUCAUUACAUUUAUAUUCAUAGGUGUAUUCCGACAGGAUCUUCUAGUUGUUUUGAAGUGUUUCUAAACCCCUUCUUGCCACCGGGCCCCUACAUCAUUGUGAUAACCUACCCAGGUUGUAUUAGGCCAUUGCCCCAGGCCUUCAUGGGUCUGUUAGGAAUAUUCAUUACAAAGCAGAGCAAAAAGCAUUAUGUCUCUGAGGUAGAUUAAAGUGGCAGUCAUAUUACAAGGAUCGAUGACUCUCGUAACACAUUGGUGUAACCCUUUGAGAACUAUCAGACCUGCUUAAGAGUCUUACUAUCCAAUUAGAACUAGGCAAUGGUGAAACAAUCACAGAUUGAAGAAGUUCCGGCUUUUAUAACAUAUCCUCUGAUCUCAUGUAAUUCUUGGGUGAUUUACAGCAUUAAAUAAAUGCAUUUAUAACAAACAGAAAUGAUGUUACUUGCCAAACAUUUUCUGGCAAAUAAAAGUGAUAUUUUGUUAACAGUAUCUCAUAAGAGUAAAACUUUAUUUCAACAACUGGUUAUAAUAACCUAAGCCCUUUUCCCCUUAGAUAUAUUGUAUUUUUAUUUUAAAAUCCAUUGCAUGAAAAUUGAAUUUGCCUUGGUACAGUGCAGUUAACAUUGCCAUUUAAAAAUGAAUUAAAAUGAUGACUCUGAGAUUGCAUGAAUGUCCUUCAGUGCAUUACCUAUUGCAUGUCAACCAUAGUUCUCAAAGGGUUAGUGUGGCUUCUGGCAUUUAGCCAUCCACUUGAUCACUGACAGCCAAGAGACCACCAAAGCAUUUCAUUGUUGAGUGUAAUUUGUCCUAACAACAGUAUUGUCAUUUUCAUGUGACCUGCAGAGCAGGUUUGUAUGAAUAUUUUUUUCCUAGAGAAAAGUCAGCAACUGACAGACCUCUUUAUUGAUUUUUAGGAGCUGCUUCUUGCAGUGAAAGGCUUUACAGCCACUGGGCUGUGAACUUAUUAGAGAUGGUCAGAAGGAAUGCACCCCAUGAGUCAGACAUUGGCUUUGUGUGAAAGCCAGCUUUUGAGGGGAUUAGCUUUUGAAACAAUGAACAGCUUGCCUUGAACUUGAUUAUUGAUCUGUUGACUGUCAUUAACAACAACUUAAACAUUGUCUUCUGUGAAAAUUUUCCUGAAGAGUCCUGUUCUGUCUUUACCCUUUGACCUUUAACUUGCAAACUGGCACAAACUGAAGAAAUUCUGUUGUGGCUUCUCUGACGGAUGGUGAAUUGUUCUUUAAAACCGAGUAAGCAUGAGCUGUUUCCCUAGAAUGGAGAGAGGAAGGGUGUUGGCAGUGUAUCUGCGGGUGGACACUUUGCUCCUUACAUGCACACUCAAAAAUGCCCUAUAGGUAGAAGUGACUCUUACUUUCUUUUCAUAUGAUUUCAAGCCUAAAUUCAUCAUUUUAGUACAAAUUAUAAAAAAACUAUAGGGAAAAAAACCUCAAAUACUUGAAUGGCCAGUGUGGCUUUUAUAUAAAGCAGGAAUUUUAUACUAGUGAAAAUUUCUUACUCAUUUGCUAAUAAUACACAUUUCCAGAUGAUUUUUAAUGAGUGUAGGUAUACAUUCUUAUUUGGAAAUGGAUAGUUUGGCUGCCUUGAAUUUAUAUUUAUACUCAACAUAGCAUGAAAACUAGAAUGCCUUUUGGUUAAACUACAUGUUUAUGACUUGGUUGGGGAAAUAUUUUCUAAUCAUGGGUGGCAUGCUGGAAAGCCUUGCAGAUUGAUAUUUCUUACAAUCUGAGCAUACUGUAAGCCUAGGAACUAAAAAAAAGAACAGUUAGAAAAUAGGAGUGACUUUACAGCAAAACAUUAUGCAAUGCGGACUGUACUUUGACAAGAUACCAAGAUCAUGAAUAUGAGGGCCAUGAAAGCAAGAAGAGAGAACCAGAAUCAACCCUGUAGCUUUACUUCAGUGCUUCCAUUCUAGAUGAUGCUGGUAUUAUAAAGAGUUAGUCACUGCUGCUGAGCAUAGAGGAGUUUAUAUAUAAGCUUGUUUAUGUAGUGUUUGCUUGUGGGAGGGUUUAAUCCUUUCAGGACUUUGAUGUCAAGAAAGAAAAAGACUAUAUUUUGCUAAAGAUAGAAAUGAGGAAUUGUGUCAUUUUGGGACAUGUGCAAAUCAUCGAGGAACUCCAUCAACCUGCAUUGAAAAACAUUUUUUCUCUAAACUGAGAAACAAAAUAAGCAAUCUAUUUCCUCUUUAUUCAUUUAUCACAGUAUCCUGAUUCAUCACAAGACUGUAAGUAUAUAAGGGCUAGAAAAUAAUCAUAGCAUUAAGAAAGAAGGUGUCUGUCAUUUUGCGUGAAUUCUGGUAAAAGUCAUGACUGAAUUUUGAAUCAUAUUUACUUGAAUAUGAGAAGAAUUUUAUGUGAUAAGAAAAAGAUUAUAAGGUUGCUGUCUUGCCUAGGAUGUUUAUCAGACUAUAAGAAUACAAGAAAAAAGAAAAUAAUAAUUACAAUAUAAUCACAAACACUGGAAUUUCAUUUGUUUAUUGUGUACCAGGCACUUUGUGAGUAAAGUUGCUGCCUCCUUUUCCACGUGAGAUUUGGAAAAAGUAUCAAUCCUAAGAGAAUAGUGAAAGGAAGAGUAACUGAUUGACCUAGAAUAACAAUUGAAAAAACAAUAUAGAAUAAAUUUACCUGGGUCAACAAUGUACUAUAUCAGUUCAGUGUCAGUAGAGAGAUGCACUUACCAAACAUUUUUCAUCACCUCAUCACAAGUAAUAUAAAAGAUAAGACCUAGGGUUUGCCAAAGAAAAUGUAAACACAUUCAUUCUCACACAAAACAAUUUGUGUUUUACUAUUUCUUAGUAUCUACUAUAAACACAAAUUUAAACCAGAUAGUUAUCUACAUAAAGUGAUUAUAUAGUUUAUAAUUUUAAUGAAAUAUUAUUUUUGUACAUUAUUAACUGAACUGAAUGGAAUAUUAAAAUAGCUAACCAGCUUGAAAUCUCUGGAAAGCAGUAAUUUCACACCAGAUCGUUAAAAAAGGUUGCAAAUUUAACUAUUGGCCCAUUUCAGAACAAAACAUCUGUGCACGUGGCAGCCAUCACAAGUGAAUAUAAAUGCCUUUUAUAAUUGCAAAGAAUACAGAGUGAAAAUAAAGAACAUUAUAACUUCUGCUAUCAGAGGCUAAGACUUUUCUGAAUCAUAUGUAAUAAAUUACUAAGUAAUGAUUAUAAAAAAAUUAUUAAGUAAGAAAGGGUACAGGCUGAUUUACUGAAAUAAGCAAAUGUUACUUUUAUUGGUCAAGUGGCCUCUAAUCUUCUUAUUGAUACCUAAUUUGGCUUUUCAUCUACUAUGUACUUAUUUCCUUUCUGUGUGAUUUUAAAACACAAUAUAAUGGGUAAAAACAUUACCCAAACUUCACUGGUAGUUCCAAUAUAUGAAUGAUGGUGUAUAUACUGAAUCCUGGGGGUAAUCAUGUAAUAUUUACAAGUGAUACAUAUUGUGUUGAUAUCUCUAAAUAUGGUACAAAUACAGACCCGUGCUUUGUGGCUCUUCCAGUAGAAUAACCAGUGUGUCCUUAUUGACUAAACUCAGUGUGCUGUUUGAAGAGGAAUGGAUAUUAUAUAUAAAUAGACUUGUUAAACAAGAGUCAUGAAAAUGAUCUUUUAAAAAAGUUUUUGGAAU